GAUAUGGAUCCGAAACACUGGAUUGAUUGAUUGAUUAGGUUCUACAGAUAAACAAAGACCAUAGCCGUGCUAAAGCCCUUCUUCAGAAAGCCAGACAAUACAGAGAGAAGAAGGAGCAGGCGACCAAAGCAACAAACAGCAAUAAUAUAGAUCUUGCUAUUAGUAUUUACAAUGAAGCACUAGAGAUAGAUCCUAGAAAUAAAGGAACUAAUGCUAGAUUACUUGCUAGCAGGGCAGAACUACUAGCCAAGAUGGAAGACUAUACUGGAAGUAUAGAAGAUUGUGAAUCAGCUCUUGAACUAGACUCUACGUGCCUGGUGGCUAUGGUGCAACGGGGAAAAUGUUAUAUGGAACUGUGUAACUGGGAUCAAGCGGUCCGUGACCUAGAACGAGUGAAUAACCGCGACCGACACAACCAGGAGAACAAGAAGAAGGCCGCGGAUGCCGCCUUCAAGGCCAACAACCACGACGAGGCCUACAGGCUCUACCAGGAGGCCCUCGCUGUAGACAAACAUAAUCAGAGCUACAGGGAUCUUCUCAAUAAAGCGAAACAAGAACUCGCCAAACUCAGCAGAAAGGAUUUCUACGGUAAUAUUUAA
This is a messenger RNA of Eurytemora carolleeae, 599 nucleotides long. RefSeq names its product dnaJ homolog subfamily C member 7. Lineage: Eukaryota; Metazoa; Arthropoda; Copepoda; Calanoida; Temoridae. The transcript has 5 exons. The record is from RefSeq and is a predicted model, not a curated record. The coding region runs from base 252 to 599 and encodes 115 amino acids. Gene Ontology annotation, molecular function: protein binding.